AUGCCGGGGGGCAAGAGAGGGCUGGUGGCACCGCAGAACACAUUUUUGGAGAACAUCGUCAGGCGCUCCAGCGAAUCGAGUUUCUUACUGGGAAAUGCCCAGAUUGUGGAUUGGCCUGUAGUUUAUAGUAAUGACGGUUUUUGCAAACUCUCUGGGUAUCAUCGAGCUGACGUCAUGCAGAAAAGUAGCACUUGCAGUUUUAUGUAUGGAGAAUUGACUGACAAGAAAACCAUUGAGAAAGUCAGGCAGACUUUUGACAACUACGAGUCAAACUGCUUUGAAGUUCUUUUGUACAAGAAAAACAGGACCCCUGUUUGGUUUUAUAUGCAAAUUGCACCAAUAAGAAAUGAACAUGAAAAGGUGGUUUUGUUCCUAUGCACUUUCAAGGACAUUACGUUGUUCAAACAGCCAAUAGAGGAUGAUUCAACAAAAGGUUGGACAAAAUUUGCCCGAUUGACACGGGCUUUGACAAAUAGCCGAAGUGUUUUGCAACAGCUCACGCCAAUGAAUAAAACAGAGGUGGUCCACAAACAUUCAAGACUAGCUGAAGUUCUUCAGCUGGGAUCAGAUAUCCUUCCUCAGUACAAGCAAGAAGCGCCAAAGACGCCACCACAUAUUAUUUUACACUAUUGUGCUUUUAAAACAACUUGGGAUUGGGUGAUUUUAAUUCUUACCUUCUACACCGCCAUUAUGGUUCCUUAUAACGUUUCCUUCAAAACGAAGCAGAACAACAUAGCCUGGCUGGUGCUGGACAGUGUGGUGGAUGUUAUUUUUCUGGUUGACAUUGUUUUAAAUUUUCACACGACCUUUGUGGGACCUGGUGGAGAGGUCAUUUCUGACCCCAAGUUGAUCAGGAUGAACUAUCUGAAAACUUGGUUUGUGAUCGAUCUGUUGUCUUGUUUACCUUAUGACAUCAUCAAUGCCUUUGAAAAUGUUGAUGAGGGAAUCAGCAGUCUCUUCAGUUCUUUAAAGGUGGUGCGUCUCUUGCGACUGGGCCGUGUUGCCAGGAAAUUGGACCAUUACCUAGAAUAUGGAGCAGCGGUCCUUGUGCUCCUGGUGUGUGUGUUUGGACUAGUUGCUCACUGGCUGGCCUGCAUAUGGUACAGCAUUGGGGACUAUGAGGUCAUCGAUGAAGUCACAAACACCAUCCAAAUAGACAGUUGGCUCUACCAGCUGGCCUUGAGCAUUGGGACUCCGUAUCGAUACAAUACCAGUGCAGGGAUAUGGGAAGGAGGACCCAGCAAGGAUUCACUGUAUGUGUCCUCUCUCUACUUUACCAUGACAAGCCUUACAACCAUAGGAUUUGGAAACAUAGCUCCUACCACAGAUGUGGAAAAGAUGUUUUCCGUGGCCAUGAUGAUGGUUGGCUCUCUUCUUUAUGCAACUAUUUUUGGAAAUGUGACCACAAUUUUCCAGCAAAUGUAUGCCAACACCAACCGGUACCAUGAGAUGCUGAAUAAUGUACGGGACUUUCUGAAACUCUAUCAGGUCCCCAAAGGCCUUAGUGAACGAGUCAUGGAUUAUAUUGUCUCAACAUGGUCUAUGUCAAAAGGCAUUGACACAGAAAAGGUCCUCUCCAUCUGUCCCAAGGACAUGAGAGCUGAUAUCUGUGUUCAUCUAAACCGGAAGGUUUUUAAUGAGCAUCCUGCUUUUCGAUUGGCCAGCGACGGGUGUCUGCGCGCCUUGGCAGUAGAGUUUCAAACUAUUCACUGUGCUCCUGGGGACCUCAUUUACCAUGCUGGAGAAAGUGUGGAUGCCCUCUGCUUUGUGGUGUCAGGAUCCUUGGAAGUCAUCCAGGAUGAUGAGGUGGUGGCUAUUUUAGGGAAAGGGGAUGUAUUUGGAGACAUCUUCUGGAAGGAAACCACCCUUGCUCAUGCCUGUGCCAAUGUCCGAGCACUGACAUACUGUGACCUCCACAUCAUCAAGCGAGAAGCCUUGCUUAAAGUCCUGGACUUUUAUACAGCUUUUGCAAACUCAUUCUCAAGGAAUCUCACUCUUACUUGCAAUCUAAGGAAACGGAUCGUUUUCCGCAAAAUCAGUGAUGUGAAGAAAGAAGAGGAGGAGCGCCUCAGGCAAAAGAAUGAGGUCACCCUCAGCAUCCCCGUGGACCACCCGGUCAGAAAGCUCUUCCAGAAGUUCAAGCAGCAAAAGGAGCUGCGGAAUCAGGGGUCAACGCAGAGUGACCCUGAGCGGAACCACUUGCAGGUAGAAAGCCGCUCCUUACAGAACGGAGCCUCCAUCACUGGCACCAGUGUGGUCACCGUGUCACAGAUUACACCCAUUCAGACAUCUCUGGCCUAUGUGAAAACCAGCGAGUCCCUCAAACAAAACAACCGCGAUGCCAUGGAACUCAAGCCCAGUGGCGGUGCUGACCCCAAAUGUCUCAAAGUCAACAGCCCCAUAAGAAUGAAGAAUGGAAAUGGGAAAGGGUGGCUGCGACUCAAGAAUAAUAUGGGAGCCCAUGAGGAGAAGAAGGAAGACUGGAAUAAUGUCACUAAAGCUGAGUCGAUGGGGCUACUGUCCGAGGACCCCAAGGGCAGUGAUUCAGAGAAUAGCGUCACCAAAAAUCCAUUAAGAAAAACAGAUUCUUGUGACAGUGGGAUUACAAAAAGUGACCUUCUUUUGGAUAAGGCUGGGGAGGCGCGAAGUCCGCUAGAGCAUAGCCCCAUCCAGGCUGAUGCCAAGCACCCCUUUUAUCCCAUCCCUGAGCAGGCCUUACAGACCACACUGCAGGAAGUCAAACACGAACUCAAAGAAGACAUUCAGCUUCUAAGCUGCAGAAUGACUGCCCUGGAGAAGCAGGUGGCAGAAAUUUUAAAAAUACUUUCAGAAAAAAGUGUGCCCCCGACCUCUUCUCCCAAAUCCCAAAUGCCGCUCCAAGUACCUCCCCAAAUACCAUGUCAGGAUAUUUUUAGUGUUUCAAGGCCUGAGUCACCUGAAUCUGACAAAGAUGAAAUCCACUUUUAA
This is a messenger RNA of Physeter macrocephalus (sperm whale), 2967 nucleotides long. It is a transcript of the gene KCNH5, whose product is annotated as potassium voltage-gated channel subfamily H member 5. The coding region runs from base 1 to 2967 and encodes 988 amino acids. The transcript is spliced from 11 exons. Gene Ontology annotation, cellular component: plasma membrane. The record is from RefSeq and is a predicted model, not a curated record. NCBI's taxonomy places the organism in Eukaryota, Metazoa, Chordata, Mammalia, Artiodactyla, Physeteridae. Gene Ontology annotation, molecular function: voltage-gated potassium channel activity. Gene Ontology annotation, biological process: potassium ion transmembrane transport; regulation of membrane potential.